Molecule: messenger RNA, 3885 nt
Organism: Electrophorus electricus (electric eel)
Lineage: Eukaryota; Metazoa; Chordata; Actinopteri; Gymnotiformes; Gymnotidae
Gene: homeza
Product: homeobox and leucine zipper encoding a
Biological process (GO): regulation of transcription by RNA polymerase II
Cellular component (GO): nucleus
Molecular function (GO): DNA binding; DNA-binding transcription factor activity, RNA polymerase II-specific
Source: RefSeq, a predicted model, not a curated record
AACACUUCGGGCUUUCCAGAACAAAAGCUCCAGCGGAUCGCAGUGAGACCAAGUGCCGAAGAUCCCGGGGAGCUGUGGGGAUUUAAAGUGCUUACAGUAACUGCCGAUAGCCAACCCUGAUGGAAGUGCCCAGUGACCAUGACAUGAGGAUUACCUCUCCUGGAGGUUCACUGUCAAAGAAAGAAGGAAAGUUUAGCAAUCCACGCCAACUUAAGUCCCCAAACUAUGUUAACACCAAUGGAAAGAUACCUACAAAUCUCUCUAAUCACAAGGUGAAAAUGACCAAUGGCAGCUCAAGAGGAAGUGGUUCAAUGAGCUUCAGCACCAACAAUAACUCGGUGGUGUGUCUUCCUCUGGUGUCAGAGGGAUUAAAGCUUGUAUGGACCCAAUCUGAUCAGACAAAGGAGCUGGACACUAUCCCUGAACUGGUACAGGCCUUCAAUGUCUUCCCCUAUCCAACAUCUCAAGAAGUGAGCACAUUAGCUAAUAUCUGUGCACUUCCACUUGAUAAAGUCAAGGUCUGGUUUAUGGUGCAGCGAAUCAAGUAUGGAAUCAGCUGGGCUUCUGAGGACAUUGAAGAAACACGCUGUAAACUAGCAGGCCCAGAGCAUACAAGUGGCUUUGUACAUGAAGAAAGCAACAAAAGGAAGAGAUCUGGAUGGGAUGACCUCGAAGAGCUUGAGGAGAAUGUUCAUAUGGAGGAUUCUGUACACAAUUUGUCACACAAAAGGCACAAAAAUGAACCCCCAGAAUUAAAGCUUUCUCCUUUCACAAAUUCUCUUUCACCCCAAUCACCUUCUCAGAACUCUAAUUACUACAGCCAUCCUGUGGACAGUCCAGCUACGACGCCAUCCGCUGCCUCACCUAGCUCCCUGAAGUCUUCUUUUGGAUCUCAACAAAAGCACAAACGAUACAAAAAAUCUAAAGCCCAGCUCACAGCUUUGCGCAAGAGCUUCCUUCAAGAGAACUGGCCUGCUGAGACUGAACUCAGACGCCUGCAAGAGGAGACUGGCCUGAGUCGUAACGAAAUCCGAAAAUGGUUCAGCGACAGUCGCUAUCAGCUAAGGAAUGGUAGAGGGAUGCCAGGCUUAAUGUCUCCUGCCGCUGACGAAGAGAAGAACGAGUCUCAUUUUCAACCUUUAUCUGAGGGUGAGCAGCUACAGCCUCUGUCCCUGGUCAUUGAAAAGCACCAAACAAACGUCCCUGCAAAAGGAGGAGCUCGCAGCAAGAAAGUGCAGAAAAGAGGCUCGAGUAAUUCACAGUUUUUUCAGAUUUUUCUGUCAAACACUCUUGAGGCAUUCGGAGAAGGAGAGAUUGACGAAAGUGAAACAAAGACAGGCUGUGAAAAGGGGUGUAAAGAAGAGGGUAACUCUCACCAUGACGAUGCAGAAGUGGGAAGCAAACAUGAUAGUAAGUCCCACGACUCACUUGCACAUUCGGAGCCAUCGGUGUCUGUUGCAUCCCCGCUCUGCCUCACCCCUUUACACGUUUCUACUCAGUCGUCUCAAAUAUUAAUUUCCAAGUCCUCAAAGAAAUAUGUGCGUACCGCGAAGUCAAGUACUGCAGUCUCCAGUCCCUCUCAAUCUUCCACUUCGUUGACUGCCUCUGGACGAGUGAGAAAAACCAAGGAGCAACUGGACAUACUAAAAGAAUACUUUUUGCGAUGCCCAUGGCCAAGAAGUGAGGAGUACACACAGUUGGUGGAACUAACAUCCUUACCCCGAGCGGAUGUCAUCCAGUGGUUUGGGGAUACUCGGUAUGCUGUGAAGAACGGGCAUUUACGCUGGGUGCGUGGUGCUGUCCGUGACCAGAUCCUUGCUGAGAUAGGCUACAGCAAAAAUGGAGGUGGCGGAGCUGACGCCAGCAGCUCCAGUGGAACCCUCAAGAACGACAGCAGCCGCAAACGCAAGUCUCAGUUGAACACAGCCUCACACGUCCCAAAGUCAGUGUCGGACUCCUUAGAUAUUCAUCCUCUGGAGCUGUAUUAUCAGCAGACAGGCGUAUUGCAGGAGAAAGACCUUGAUGUUCUCUGCCGAAAGUCAAAGAUGAGUUACCAGCAAGUUCGGGACUGGUUUGCAUCCAAGGACAGUGAGUCAGCAGAGCUGCCUAAUAGUUCUGAAGACUGAAAUGGAAAGUGUUUGGGUGUUUGCUUUUCAGUUGUUUCUAUUGUACUUUCCCCACUGUACUGUACAGGGAUUAUGGAAUAAGACUGAGUAGAUGAAAAAUCUUUUAUUUUAGAUUGGCUAAAUGCAGUUCCCUGUCCUUUCUUGCUUUUUUUUCCAUUUCUAUAUUUUGUUUUCUCUCCAUUUGUUUCUAAAUAUCUUUUGUGCCAGGGUGUUCAAUACACUGGCUAAUUGUUCUUUCUUUUUUUUUUUUGGUCAUUUAGCUUCAGCAGUAACUUAUUAGAAAUGCGUGCAUAACCUUACAGUACAGUAGUGCUAUGUAGUUGACUGGUAGGUAAUAAUGAAGGCCAUAUUGUGCGACAUGAACAGAAGGCCUAAUGAGCACUGUGAUUACCUAUUCGUUCACAAACUAAAUCAGACUAAGCAAAUCAAGUUCUUUCUUGAUUUAUUGCACUUGAAUAUUGGACCUGGAGUUUUCACAACUGUUUAAAAGUAUUCCCUUUCAGAAACACCAGUGUGUAAUAAUAGUUUUGAAAUGGUUAUUUUCAUGACACACUUCAUUGUAUUUGUUGUAUAUAAAUGUGUGGCAGAUGUAAUGCAAACACUGAACACUGGAAACUAACCCUAAAUAUGGGAAAAAUGGAAGAAACCCCAAAAUCCUCUACCAAAGCAGACAAAAAAAUAUUGAGGCCCAAAUGAGAAAUUUGGAAUUUGGGAGGUUAGUGUUUUCAAACACAAUCUUACAGGACAAACUCAGCCUCUUAUUAGUAAUAAAAACAAAACUUAGGUGUGGGAAGUUUCAUGUUUGAGCUUAAUCAUAUGCAGGCUGUGCACCUGUGUAGCUUGUAAACAUUUAUCAUGUUCUGGCUUAUCCAGGCUGCAUAAAACCUUUAGACUGAUGGAGUUUUGUAAAAUUCAUGAGCUAUGGUGAUGCAUGCUGGUUAACUGCACAUUAACAGCCUAUUUAAAUAAUGAUUUUGAAUAAUGAUUUCAUAUACAAUUAACUAUACACUCAAAUGCACAGUUAUUUAAUAUUUUUACUUUUAAAGCCGUAUUGUCCUAUAAUGUGCCUUAGAAUACAUAGAAUCUUGUUCUCAGAGUUGGGGGGGGGGGGCUUUUUGUUUCAUAUUCAACUUAUUGUUUGUAGGUAAAUAAACUUGACAUGCCCAAAUCAAUAAUAUAUAUCAUUAAAGUCAAUAGAACUCAAAGUGGGCAUUUUGUUUUAGUGCAGUAUUUAAAUGCUAUAACAUACAGGCUGUAAUGCAAUACACUGGAGUUAGUGCUUCCUUAAUUCACAAUAUGCACUGGCAAAGCAGCAUUUUUCAGCACAGACAAAGCUUCAGAAUUUUCUGUGUGGAGUUAAUGGGUCUUUGUUUACCUUUCUCAAAGCUUUUGCUUUAAGAGUAGCCAUAACCUUGCAACCAUUGCUGUUUCAGUAAUCUACAACAUACACAUUGAGAAUUACCACAGUCCCAAUAAGUCAAACUGCAAUAACUGGAGGUUAAAUGUACACUCUGAUACUUUACCUUUUGUAUGUUUAGAUAUAUUUUGUAACAAACUGGAGAAAACAACUUUGUAAUUGACUUUAUAAUGAAUUAAAUUAGAAGACAUCCUACCCAGGACUAGUUAAUUGAAAGGAGUUGUCCACAAAUUUUUAUAGUAGUUCUUGUCUGUCUUAAAAUGGAAAGGCAGGUAUUUGCUUUUUGUGUAAGAAAUAAACUGAAUACAUAAAUAUCUCAAAUAAAGUGAACUGUAAUGAAAA